Zea mays is the source of this 1231-nucleotide messenger RNA. RefSeq names its product Proline-rich protein 2. Bases 60 to 821 code for a protein of 253 amino acids. The transcript is spliced from 2 exons. The record is from RefSeq and is marked validated. NCBI's taxonomy places the organism in Eukaryota, Viridiplantae, Streptophyta, Magnoliopsida, Poales, Poaceae.
CUACCGAGUUAAGUAUAUUCAGAGCUCGUCUGCAGCCAAAAGCUUCCAUUUGCAUUGCGAUGGGGGCUCUACCUCGCGGCCUGCUAGCUGGCAUCUGCGCCGUCUUGUUAGCAGCAGUGGUUGCCCAUGGUGCGGAACAGGAAACGGCGUCAAUGGUGGUCGGCUUGGCCAAGUGCGCCGACUGCACCAGGAAGAACGUGAAAGCUGAGGCGGCAUUCAACGGCCUUCAAGUGGCUGUCAAGUGCAAGAACGCCGACGGCGUCUUCGAGACCAAGGCCCUCGGUGAGGUUGACAAGUCCGGCAGCUUCAGCGUUCCCCUCCCGGCUGACCUCCUCCGCGAGGACGGCGAGCUGAAGCAAGACUGCUUCGCGCAGCUCCACAGCGCGGCCAACAAGCCAUGCCCCGGACAGGAGCCGUCUUGGAUCGUCCGGCCAACCACCGACAACGACGACGACGAUAAGAUGAAGAAUACCUUCGUCGCAGUCGCCGGCAAGGUGCACUACCCAUCAAAGGAGUGCGCCUCUGCUUUCCUCUUCUACCAUUUGUUCAAGAAGCACCUGUUGCACAAGAAGCCCAUGGUGAUCAUCCCUCACAUCCACAAGAAGCCCAUGGUGCCGAUGUACCGCCACUCGCCCGUGCCGGAGUACAAGCCACCUCACCCGACGCCCACCCCGAUCUACCAUGCUGCAGCUGAGCACAAGACACAGAACCCCGAGACGGACCCUGAGAAGUUCAAGAAGCUGCUCCCCUUCAUAAAAAAGAACCCCUUCUUUCCCAAGUUCCCCAAGUUUCCUCCCGGCAAGGAGGAGAACAAGGCGUAAAAAUAUGAGGGCGAGAGACCAAGUGUACCCCUUUCCUCUGCAUCCACUCUUACGUAGUGUCUGUUGCAUCUUGCAUAGACCGUCAUUACCUCCUGUUUCUUGACAGUGUUUGUCACCUCUCACCGGCCAGGGCUCCCACUAAUAGAAAUAAAACUUUUGUUCUAAGCACCUUAAAUUCUUCAUGCUGGGUUAGUCAUGACUCAAGGGAUGUUUUGUUUGGGAUUGUAAUCUGCUCAGAUUAUAUAAUCUAAUAAAUUUUGAACGAAGCGUUAGUUCCGAACAGAUUAUAAUCCUGAACAAACACCCCUUUAUAUGGUCUAUAUGUAUAAUGGUAUUUAGACAUCUUCAUUCCGAGCGAGAUAGAAACCUUUUCUGGGCCCGCUCGGUUCCUACGUUUUCGGAACCAUCCU